AUGUACAUCGGAAUCCUCAAAGGAGACGGCAUCGACCCCGAGAUUACUCGGGCGACGCAGCUAGUCCUCGAAGCGACUGGAAUUCCUAUCGAAUGGAAAGAAUUUUCUGUUGGUGAGGAGGCUAUCAAGAUUUCUGGACAUCCUCUACCUCUUUCGACGGUCCAACAGCUCCGCGAAGUCAAAUACUCCAUAAAGGCCCCUUUCAUCGUCAAUAAGCUCGAGGGACGCAUCCGUUGCACCCAGCCUAACGGCUCUGAGAUUACAUACCCUUCUUUCAACAAUGCGGUCCGUCGGGAAUUGGGUUUGUUUGUCAACCCACGACCUAUCAAAGGAUUCCCAGGAAUUUCAGGCAGAUAUGAAAAGCUCGACGUGGUUAUCAUGAGAGAGAUCACAGAGGACAUUUACAUUGGCCACGAGCAUAUGAUCGGGAAUGAUAUAGCCGCCGAGGCAAUCAAGUUGACAACUCGGGCCGCCGCUACGAGGGUAGCCACAUAUUCAUUCGAGUAUGCCCGCCAACACGGUCGCAAAAAAGUGACGUGUCUUCAUAAGGCCAAUGUCCUGAACUACACGGAUGGGCUGUUUCUACGCUGCUUCGGGGAAGUCAGCAAGGCAUACCCGGAUAUUGAGGCCGAUGACAUGAUGAUUGAUGCAGCUUGUUAUACGAUGGUUCUUGACCCUACUCGUUUUGAUGUCAUCGUCACUGCGAAUCAAUAUGGCGACAUUCUUUCCGACUUAGCUGCUGGCAUGAUAGGCUCUCUUGGUCUAGCACCUGGAAUGAAUAUUGGCGAUGGCAUAGCCACCUUUGAGGCUUGUCAUGGUGCUGCUCCAGAUAUUGCUGGCAAGGGUAUUGCAAACCCACUCGCACUGAUCCUGAGUGGUGCGGAGCUUUUGAGAUUGGCAGGCUAUGAGAGAGAGGCUAAAGCAGUGCGUGAUGCCGUUUGCGCGGUUGUUGAGGCGAAAGUAGACUUAACCCCAGAUUUGGAUGGAAGAGGCACGACGGCAUCGGUGACUGCAGCAGUGAUAGCUAAUCUCACAGGACUUCCACGUUCAGAACACAUCUAG
This is a messenger RNA of Penicillium brasilianum, 1062 nucleotides long. NCBI's taxonomy places the organism in Eukaryota, Fungi, Ascomycota, Eurotiomycetes, Eurotiales, Aspergillaceae. The record is from the annotation of a GenBank genome assembly.